This is a messenger RNA of Seminavis robusta, 2979 nucleotides long. Lineage: Eukaryota; Bacillariophyta; Bacillariophyceae; Naviculales; Naviculaceae. The record is from the annotation of a GenBank genome assembly.
AUGGCGUUCCCUCCAAGACCACCCACAGCUGGCCAGAACUCACAAGGGCGUGCCAGCAGCGUUCCAACAUACCAACGGGAGGUAAUAGAUGUAGCUAACCUGUUACAAAUGCCACUUAUCCGAAAUUCUCCUCCACUUUUGGGGGGCAAUGAAGUUGAACCAAAUCCCGUGAAUCAGCCCCAAGAACAACAACAAAAUACACAAACAGCAACUGCUCCAGAGACAAUGGAUGUACCCGUCACUCAGGGCAAUGCAAAGAAGAAAAGGAAGACACAGAAAUUUGCCAAAAGGAAGAUGAUGGCCAAUUACCAGCUGUUUGUAAAAGAAGAAAAUUUGGACCAAUUCCACGAUCGAUAUCGUUCGACUGACUCUGGACAGAUUCGCAUCUUCGGCAAAGUGAAGGAAUGUCCAACAAAAGAGAAUGGGAGGAAGUAUCGAAUACAAUGGGAUCUACGCGACACCAAAGGAGUAGAUCCUGGCUGGCUGAAAGAAACUCAUGAACCAACAGAGAAAACAAAGGAGCUUUUACAAGAAGCUUUUGACCAUCAUGACAAAGACCCACCAACAAACACAGGGAGGAAGAAACGUCCAGAUUCUGCAGUGGCUAACAACAGUGCGACACAACCAACUGCAACUACAACAGCAACUACAACCACAGGGAAUGGAACACCACCGAGGCAUGUCAGGGCGCAGCUGCUCGCCAAUGUGCGAACGUCCGCGGGAUCAACUGUUAGCUCUUUGAGCAGUCGCUCAAUGUCAACAAAUUCUGGGUCUGGUAAUCCAUCUGUUCGCACACGUUCUGCAGCAAGGGACGACGAUGACAGUGACACUCAAAUGUCUGUCGAUGAGAACAGAGAGGACCUUGAGUCAAACCCGCCGGAUUUGGUAGGUGGCGCCAUUCAGGAAAAUCCGUGGGACGACGAUAAUGUCAGUUUGUUGGGAACUCCCUCUAACGAAGAAGAAGAAGAAGAAGAAGAAGAAGAAGAAGAAGAAGAUGCCGAAGAUCAAACUCCAGCUGUAGACGCCCUUGGAUCAAUUAACCAGCUUAUCAGGCAGCUCAAAUGGAAGUAUGCAGUUGUGGAUAUGACACAAGAAGACCCAAUUCUUGACAAGAAUAUUAGGAAGUUCUAUGAUGGUCCUCAAGGCUUACAGGAGGGCAUUCCCACUGCUUUUACCAGUCCCUUUGAUUGCUUCGAAGUGUGUGGGGGGUUGAACAAAACUUUGGUGGCAAGGCUUGCCGCUGGUUCAAAUGAUUACUUUCAUCGAUACAUCAAGGAAGGUUUAGACCGGAACAACAUGUAUCAAAACCUGAAAUGGAAAGACAUUUCAGUGCAGGAAAUGUAUCGUUUCCUAGGAAUUCUGUUGCGAAUAUCAAUGUCACCAGUUGACGAUGGUGGCUAUGAGGCUUAUUUCAGAUUACAGGACAAGACUGUUCAUCCCGGAGGCGGUGCUCCAGGAGUGCAAAUAAGCAAUACUGCUGGUUGGGCGCAGAAAGUCAUGACACUGCAACGCUUCAAGCAAGUACGUGGGGCAUUCCAUCCAGAAGAAAAGAGUGCAGGUGCUGGAGGGGACAAAUGCUAUCAGCUGCGACACCUAAUCAAUCACUUCAAUGCAGUCUCUAAGUACACAUUCCAUGUGCCGGUUGAUCUUUCUUUUGACGAAGGAGGAGUGGGUUGUCGAUCUCGAUUCUGUCCGGUUCGACAAUACAACAAAGACAAACCACAGAAAUUUCGUGUUGACUUCUUUGUCUGUUCCUGUGCACGCAAUUACCAGAUUCUGCACAUUGAUGUUUAUCAAGGAAGAAAUGGUAACAACGUUGGAAUCAACUCAAACUGCGAAGACAUGCCAACAACGCAAAAGGCUGUUGCGAAUGCUUGUUAUGCCCUUGGUCUGGACAAAAAGACAGAUGGAGCACGUCACAUUUCGAUGGAUAAUAGAUAUCAAUGCCCUCAAUUGGCUGUCUUGCUUCGAGAACGUCUCAAUUGCUACAGCACUGGUACUUGUAAAUCCAAUCGAAUUGGUUGGAAAGAAGCUCAAUUGAAUGUCAAAAAAACAGAAGAGAGGGGAACAUCAAGAAUGGCUUAUGACGAUCAGAACCGUGUUACUUGUGUCCAGUGGAAUGAUUCUCGAGUUGUCAAUGUCGUCAGCACACUCAAUACAUCCAAGCUAGAUGAAUGCAAGCGGCAAAUAGGAAGCGAAAAGAAGACAUUUCCAUGCCCAUAUGUCAUUCGAAAGUACCAGCGCGAUAUGGGUAGCAUCGAUCGGUCAGAUCAAAUGAGGAUGCAUGGUGGUGGCUUUUCCAACAAAGCUCACUUCAAGAAAUGGUACAAGAAAAUUUAUCUUGCUGUUCUUGACUGCAUGCUGUUGAAUUCAUGGAUUGGGUGGAAUAUGGCCGUUGAUCUCACAAAUCUAGGAAGACGAAAGUUGAAACGUCAUGAGUUUUAUCAGGUCAUUGCGCAAGAGAUGUUGGAUUACAAGGACACUGGUUCUCUUGCCAAAGUGCCGGCUGCAACAAUCCGUUAUGAGACAAACCAUCAAUACAGCAGUACAGAAGCGGCCCAUAUUCCACAAUCAGCCAGAGGUGUUCGCUGUGUUGUUUGUCGGUUGGAACGAGGCUGGGUUACAGAGAAGGCUUGGAAGGGCAAUUACAAACUUGGCGAAGCUGGUAUGACAAGUGGAGUUGCAACUUGCACUGCUUGUGGUGUUAGUGCACAUACCGCGGUGCUCCUUGAUUCUGAUCGACGAAUCCACAAGCUACCAAACUUUCAACGGAUGUCGUGCUUUCGCAUGAUGCAUACGAGAGAAGGAUACGAGCUGUGGGAGCGGCAGCCGGAAGGUGCAAGGUACCGGUUCGAAACAAACAAACAACAUGCAAUCUAUCGACAAUUACGUGAGCACUAUUGCCUGCCAUUAGAAAGAAAGCGUGGUCGAAACAAAGAUGAUACAGAGACCCAUACUACUAGCGAUAAUGGCACUUGA